Molecule: messenger RNA, 4015 nt
Organism: Erinaceus europaeus (western European hedgehog)
Lineage: Eukaryota; Metazoa; Chordata; Mammalia; Eulipotyphla; Erinaceidae
Gene: NEDD9
Product: neural precursor cell expressed, developmentally down-regulated 9
Exons: 8
Coding region: 282-2777 (831 amino acids)
Biological process (GO): cell migration; cell surface receptor protein tyrosine kinase signaling pathway
Cellular component (GO): plasma membrane; cytoplasm
Molecular function (GO): protein binding
Source: RefSeq, a predicted model, not a curated record
CAAGUCCCAAGGAGGAAAGAGUGACUUGUGGUCUCCUUCAAAUGGACUUGGAAGCACUGACUUUAAUACAACUCAAGAUUUAUAUGAAUCUGCAUUUGAAAUAAUCUUGGGUUCAAAAAUUCUACAAUGGCACAUGUUGUCUUGGGAACACUGAGUAUUCUUUGGGCAAAGCUAUGAAAAGGAAGAAAAUACUGAGCAGAUUAAAGUACUGGAAAUUUCCAUUUCAAGAUACAGAGUUACAACAUUACUUGGCUUAACAGAGAAAAGAAGUACUUGAGAAAAUGUGGACAAGGAAUCUUAUGGCUAGAGCCUUAUAUGACAAUGUUCCAGAAUGUGCUGAGGAGCUUGCCUUCCGCAAGGGAGACAUCCUAACUGUUAUAGAACAGAACACAGGAGGACUGGAAGGAUGGUGGCUCUGUUCCUUGCACGGUCGGCAAGGCAUUGUCCCAGGAAACCGGGUGAAGCUUCUGAUUGGCCCCCUGCAGGAACCCUCCUCCAAUCAGGAUCAGCCUACUUCUGGUCUGCACCAGACUUUUGAACAAAAGAAGCUUUAUCAAAUGCCAAAUCCACAGGGUGCUUCUCGAGACACUAUCUACCAAGUACCGCCUUCCUACCAAAAUCAGGGAAUUUACCAAGUACCCACAGGCCAUGGUACUCAGGAACAAGAUGUGUACCAAGUGCCACCAUCAGUACAGAGAAGCGUUGGAGGUGCUAAUGGUCCUCACUUAAGUAAAAAGGUGAUAACUCCAGUGAGGACAGGCCUUGGCUAUGUAUAUGAGUACCCAUCCAGAUACCAAAAGGACAUCUAUGAUAUUCCUCCUUCUCAUGCCAUUCAAGGGGUAUAUGACAUCCCUCCAUCAUCAGUGAAAGGUCCAGUGUUUUCAAUUCCAGUAGGAGAAAUAAAACCUCAAGGGGUGUAUGACAUUCCUCCUGCUAAAGGGGUAUAUUCCAUUCCACCUUCUGCUUGCCAAGAUGAAGCAGGGCUUAGGGAAAAAGAGUAUGAUUUUCCCCCUCCAAUGAGGCAAGCUGGAAAGCUAGAAGUCAGACCUGAGGGCAUUUAUGACAUCCCCCCAACCAGCACCAAGUCAACAGAGAAAAACCUUCACAUAAAAUAUAACUGUGAUGCCUCAGGAACUGCUGAAAAGGCAAUACGACGACACCUAGCCACACCUCUGAACCAUCUGCCCACACAGCUGGGACAGUCAGCAGGUGCUCCAAAUGACGCAUAUGAUGUCCCCCGAGGGGUUCAGUUUCUUGAACCACCCACAGAAACCAGAGAGAAAGCGCACCCUGAAGAUAGAAAUGGUGUUUAUGAUGUCCCUCUGCACACCCCAGCAGACACCAAAGGCUCUCAGGAUGUGGUGGACGGAAUCAACCGAUUAUCUUUCUCCAGUACAGGCAGCACCCGGAGUAACAUGUCUACAUCUUCGACCACCUCGAAGGAAUCUGCAUUGUCAGCCUCCCCAUCACAGGACAAACGGCUCUUGCUGGAUCCAGACACAGCCAUCGAGAGACUUCAUCGGCUCCAGCAGACCCUGGAAAUGGGUGUCUCCAGCCUGAUUGCACUUGUCACCACAGACUGGCGGUGUUAUCGAUACAUGGAACGGCAUAUCAAUGAGAUACGAACCUUGGUGGACAAAGUAGAGCUGUGCCUGAGGGACUAUCUCCACUUUGCCAAGGGAGCUGUAGCAAAUGCUUCCUGCCUCCCAGAACUUAUCCUCCACAAUAAAAUGAAGCGGGAACUCCAAAGAGUCGAGGACUCCCAACAGAUUCUGAGCCAAACCAGCCAGAACUUAAAUGAGUGCAACUGGUCCCUGAAUAUUCUAGCCACCAACAAGCCCCAAAAUAAGUGUGAUGAUCUGGACCGGUUUGUGAUGGUGGCAAAGUCAGUGCCUGAUGAUGCCAAACAGCUCACCACAACCAUCAACACUAAUGCUGAGGCUCUCUUCAAAUCAGGCCCUGGAAAUUCACGUGUGAAGAAUGGGCCUGAGAGCAUCAUGAACUCCACAGAGUACCCUCAUGCUGCUUCCCACAUGCUGUAUUCCGGAGAACAUAAGGCCCAGGGUCUCAGCAAACCAUUGCCCCCAAACUUGGGCAAGGACCAACUCCCUGACUAUAGCAGCAGUGAUGGCUCUGAAAGGAGCUGGAUGGAUGAUUAUGAUUAUGUCCAUCUACAGGGUAAGGAGGAGUUCGAGAGGCAACAGAAAGAGCUGUUGGAAAAAGAGAAUAUUAUCAAACAGAACAAGAUGCAGCUGGAACAUCAUCAGUUAAAUCAGUUCCAGUUACUAGAGCAGGAAAUUACUAAGCCUGUGGAAAAUGACAUCUCAAAGUGGAAGCCCUCUCAGAACCUUCCAACAACAAAUAGCAGCACAAGUGCUCAGGACCGGCAGUUGCUCUGCUUCUACUACGACCAAUGUGAGACCCAUUAUAUUUCCCUUCUCAAUGCCAUUGAUGCUUUCUUCAGUUGUGUCAGCUCAGCCCAGCCCCCACGGAUCUUUGUGGCACACAGCAAGUUUGUCAUUCUAAGUGCACACAAACUGGUGUUCAUUGGAGACACUCUGACAAGACAGGUUGCUUCCCAGGACAUUCGCAACAAAGUCAUGAACUCCAGCAACCAGCUCUGUGAACAACUCAAGACUAUAGUUAUGGCGACUAAGACGGCUGCCCUCCAUUAUCCCAGCACUACCGCCUUGCAGGAAAUGGUACAUCAAGUGACGGACCUAUCCAGAAACGCACAGCUGUUCAAGCGUUCCUUGUUGGAGAUGGCGACAUUCUGAGAAAGAAAAAGGAGAUAAGGGGGACUCCAUGAGUUACUAAGGAAAACUGGAAAACUAUCUGGUUUUUGUAAAUGUUAUCUAUUUUUUGUAGAUAUUUUAUAUGAAAUAUUUUAACAUGAGUUUUAAAACAUUCAUAAAUCCAGGGACCUAGAGGGGGAUUUUUUUUUUCUUCUGUGGUUCUUAUGUACAUACUUAAGAAUUUAAGAUGUUAAAAAGAAAAAGAGAAGAAAUUUGUUCACAUGCAGGAAUAUGCCAGUGCAUUCAUGUUUGUAAAUGUUUGUCUUAUACAUUCCAUUUAAAAAUGAGCUAAAAAGCACCUUAGUAAAAACCUUUUAAUGCUGCAUUUCUUAAAGAAAACAUAUCUGCUAAUUGUAACAUUGUUCUAUAUAUAUUGAGUGAUUGUUCUGAGCCUGUCUCCAGAGUGUGGGAAGUAUAGUAUAUUUGCAAGCAUUCACCCCCCUCUCCAAUAAUGAAACAGAGCAUAACUUGCUCUUAUUUUGGAACCCCUCUAUUAACACUGACCAUUUGAGCAUAUUAUAUCAAAAUGCCUCACUUAAGGUUGUAAAAGCUCUAUUCAACAGAAGUGUAUGUUAAUCCAUGCUCUAGUAUUGUAAAUGCUGGAGAAAGGAAGAUCUAGUGUAUUUAGAGAUCAUGAUCCUAGGUAGGACUAAAUUAUUUCACCUCUGAGAGGAUUCCAUAAGUAAAGGAAAGCAUGUGUCUCCUGGACUUUUUUUCUGCACUUAUAAAUCAACUGGUCUUGAGGUUUUUCAAAUGGUGUUUUUUAGGUUGUAUGCAAAUAACUAUUAUUUGCCGCAAGAAUCCAUAAAGAUAUAUCAGGCUAUAGUCAUCCACAAAAAGAAGGAUGGUUCUACCCUCCCAUUCUAAGUGGAGACCUUUCUGAUUCUCAGCAUUCAUGUAAGGGACACUACUCCCAUCACCUGGGGGAAAUAGACCAGUUAUUUGGGUUAUUUAAACAUUAGCGUCACCAAACUACAUACUAUUCUAAAACAAUGUAUUAUUCAAUCUUGUACCUUUCUUACAACAUGCAUGUGCAGAUCCAGCACUCAGAGCAGCAUUAUGAACUCCAUCUAAUCCUUACAACUCUGACCAAUGCUCCUGUGUAUGCAGCCCUCCUCUGUCCAUUCUAAAACAUGUCCUACCACAGAUGCUUAUGUUUGCAUUGCACAAGCACACCAAAAGCCAUCAGAUUCACAAAUGGAGUAAGUGAAGUACUUCCG